Schizosaccharomyces osmophilus is the source of this 1524-nucleotide messenger RNA. RefSeq names its product nucleolar protein required for rRNA processing (gene gar2). Bases 1 to 1524 code for a protein of 507 amino acids. Gene Ontology annotation, molecular function: mRNA binding. The record is from RefSeq and is a predicted model, not a curated record. NCBI's taxonomy places the organism in Eukaryota, Fungi, Ascomycota, Schizosaccharomycetes, Schizosaccharomycetales, Schizosaccharomycetaceae. The transcript has a single exon.
AUGGUUAAAAAAAUUAGAUCUGAAGAGAAAAAGGGUUCUAGCAAAAAGGAUGUUGCUCCUAAGAAGGGAGAUGUCCAAAAGCCAACGAAAACCAAGGAAGUAGCCAAGAAGGCUGCAAAGAAGGUUGUCGAAAAGAAACCCAAAUCUGGUUCUAAGAAAUCUAAGAAGCAAGAGUCUUCUUCUGAAUCUGAAUCAGAAGAAGAGAAGCCUGCUCCUAAGAAGUCUAAGAAGGACAAGAAGGAAAAGAAGCAAGAGAAGAAGGAAAGCAGCAGUGAAGAGUCCUCUUCUGAAUCUGAAUCCGAGUCUUCUUCUGAAGAAGAAAAGCCUGCCCCCAAGCAAGAGAAGAAGGAAAAGAAGCAAGAGAAGAAGGAAAGCAGCAGUGAAGAGUCCUCUUCUGAUUCUGAAUCCGAGUCUUCUUCUGAAGAAGAAAAGCCUGCCCCCAAACAAGAGAAGAAGGAAAAGAAGCAAGAAAAGAAGGAAAGCAGCAGUGAAGAGUCCUCUUCUGAUUCUGAAUCCGAGUCUUCUUCUGAAGAGGAAGAAAAGAAGGAGAGCAGCAGUGAAUCCUCUUCUAAAUCUUCAUCUGAUUCUGAAUCCGAGGCUGAAGAGGAAAAGAAGGAAAGCAGCAGCGAAUCCGAAUCCUCUGACUCCAAAGAAGAAAAGAAGAGCUCUAAUUCUAGCUCAUCUGAAAGUGACUCUGACUCUGACUCUUCUGAUUCCGACUCCUCAUCUAGCGACGCUUCCUCUGGCUCAAGCGAAAAGAAGCGUAAGGCUGAAGAUGUUGAAGAAGAGAAACCCGCCAAGGUUUCCAAGCCCGCCGACUCUAACGAGUCUUGCACUCUUUUCGUCGGUCGUCUUUCUUGGAGUGUCGACGACCAAUGGUUGGGCACAGAAUUUGAAGAAUACGGUACUGUUGUUGGUGCCCGUGUUAUCAUGGAUGGUCAAAGUGGUCGCUCCAAGGGUUACGGAUACGUUGACUUUGAUUCUCCUGAAGCAGUGAAGAAGGCAUGCGAAGUCUCUGGCCAGAAGGAAAUUGACGGACGUGCUGUUAACUUGGAUGUUUCCGCUCCUCGUCCUCCCAAAUCUGAACCUUAUGGUCAGCAACGUGCUGGAAAGUUCGGUGAUCAGCUUUCUGCCCCCAGUGAUACCGUCUUUGUCGGAAACCUUUCUUUUAACGUUACCGAGGAGGAAGUUGGCUCUGCUUUUGCCACCUGCGGUGACAUUCAAUCCGUUCGUUUGCCCACUGACCCUCAAUCUGGUCGUCUUAAGGGUUUCGGUUAUGUUACCUUUUCCGAUAUCGACUCUGCUAAGCGCUGUGUCGAAAUGAACGGGCACUUCAUUGCUGGUCGUCCUAGCCGUCUUGACUUCUCCACUCCUCGUACUGGAGGCGGUGGUCGUGGUGGUUUCGGCGGUGGUCGUGGCCGCGGUGCCCCCCGUGGAGGAGGCGCCCGAGGAGGUGCUCGCUCUAGCAAUCCCAACCGUGGAUCUGUUACUGAAUUCAGUGGCAACAAGGUUACUUUUGACUAA